AUGGUCAAAAGUUCACUUUUGAGAGGCAUUGGAACAUGCUUCGGUUGGAACAAAAAUGGAGAAGCCAACUCCCUACACAGAGUGGCGGCUCAAAGAGAACCAAGAUGGAUCAACAGAGAUCGAGAAGCAGGACAUGAUCGCCUUUUCCAAGAUUACUUUGCAGAUGAACCAGUGUAUAAUGCUAACAUUUUCCGAUGGAGAUUUCGAAUGAGAAGAGAUGUGUUCCUUCGGAUAGUAGACGCUCUCUCAAACGUCUAUCCGUAUUUCCAACAGGGGGUUGAUGCAACUGGAAGAAGAGGCUUGUCGCCACUUCAGAAAUGUACCGCUGCGAUACGGAUGUUAGCAUAUGGCGUAGCAUCUUCAGACCUUUGGAUAUGGCAUGCGUUCUUUAGAGUUUCUGGUUCAAAUAAUGAUAUCAACGUGUUAGAUCGUUCUCCAGUGUUUGAUGAUAUUCUAAAUGACCGUGCUCUGGAGGUAAAUUAUACUAUUAAUGGUAAUAAUUAUACAAUGGGAUACUAUUUAGCAGAUGGUAUUUAUCCUGAAUGGGCCACAUUUGUCAAAUCAAUCUCAAAGCCACAAGGUGAGAAACGCAAGUUAUUUGCACAAUACCAAGAAGGGCAAAGAAAAGAUGUGGAACGAGCAUUCAGAGUGUUGCAAGCACGCUUUGCAAUUAUACAUGGUCCAGCUCGUUUUUGGGAAAAGAAAAAGUUUGCCAACAUAAUGAAAGCUUGUAUUAUAUUGCAUAAUAUGAUUGUGAGGAUGAAAGAGACAGUUAUACAGGAAAUUUUGCUCAAGGCUUAG
This is a messenger RNA of Arachis duranensis, 801 nucleotides long. RefSeq lists its product as uncharacterized. The transcript has 2 exons. The coding region runs from base 1 to 801 and encodes 266 amino acids. The record is from RefSeq and is a predicted model, not a curated record. NCBI's taxonomy places the organism in Eukaryota, Viridiplantae, Streptophyta, Magnoliopsida, Fabales, Fabaceae.